Messenger RNA from Esox lucius (northern pike), 1995 nucleotides. RefSeq names its product gap junction beta-4 protein-like. The transcript is spliced from 2 exons. The coding region runs from base 663 to 1487 and encodes 274 amino acids. Gene Ontology annotation, biological process: cell communication. Gene Ontology annotation, cellular component: connexin complex. The record is from RefSeq and is a predicted model, not a curated record. Lineage: Eukaryota; Metazoa; Chordata; Actinopteri; Esociformes; Esocidae.
UCAUUUGGUGUGGUCUCUUGUGAUAAUAAUGAUUUGAGGCUGAGUUACUGGACAAUCAUCAAGACCUCAUCCAGCCAGCACGACUAGUGGGUUGGCCUACACAUCAUAUUACAGAGGACAUGGUAGGCGCUGACGUGUAUUUUUUGCCACCAACAUAGGAUUUCAUGUAAACAUGGUUCCACCAAACAAAUGUCCCCUUGGGGAUAAUGAUGUUAUCACCUUAACUUCAUUCUAUCUAUUUCCAUCUACUGAAAUACACAUCGCUCUCCUUUUUUGUGGUUUUUUUUUUUUUACCCACAGUCAGACCCAGUUUCUAGCGAGGAAAGUUGAAUAAUACAGUGUUAUCAGGCAGACACUCCCUAAUCUACUGAACAUCUGAAGGAGCUGGUAGCUAUGUUUACCCAAUUCACUCAGUGAGAACAAAAAGCACUCCCCUUUUUACCUGUCCCAACCAAGGUAGGUGGAACAGCUGACAUAUGUAUUAAAAAGACCCUCCCAGAGUUGUGCAGUGAAUGUGUUGACCGAGGGCAGAGACACGUCCCCGCUUCGAGAUGCCGUUUUGAAUCGAGCAACAACACUUAGCUCUGCACUUUCGGUAGCAGGCUGCGCAGAGAUUCUCAUUACUAAAAGAGUACCUCUUCAUUCACCACUUCGGCUUAAACAUGAACUGGGCGUUUCUUCAGAGCCUCCUGAGCGGAGUGAACAAGUACUCCACGGCAUUUGGCCGGAUAUGGCUUUCUGUGGUCUUCAUCUUCCGACUGAUGGUGUUCGUGGUGGCGGCCGAGAAGGUGUGGGGCGACGAGCAGAAAGACUUUGACUGCAACACGCGCCAGCCGGGCUGCCACAACGUCUGCUAUGACCACUUCUUCCCCGUCUCCCACUGCCGCCUCUGGGCCCUGCAGCUCAUCUUCGUCACCUGCCCAUCGCUCCUGGUCGUACUGCACGUGGCGUACCGGAACGACCGGGAGCGGAAGCACUGCCUGAAGCACGGCGAGGGGUGCACCCGUCUCUAUAGCGACACGGGGAAGAAGCGCGGCGGCCUGUGGUGGACGUACUUCUUCAGUCUGGCGUUCAAGAUGUCGGUGGAUGCAGUGUUCAUCUUCCUCAUCUUCUACAUCUACGAGGCCGCGUUCUUCCCGCUGGUGGUGAAGUGCUCAGAGGACCCCUGCCCCAAUGAGGUGGACUGCUUCAUCGCCAGGCCUACAGAGAAGCGGAUGUUCACGUACUUCAUGCUAGUCACCAGCUUUGUGUGUAUCCUCCUGACCCUGUGUGAGAUGGUGUACCUGCUGGGAAAGAGGUGCGGGGAGUGUGUUGGAAAACGCCACGCAAUCAAGCACCGGACGCCGUUCGUCAUGCCAGCCACCAUCCCGAUGACCAAGCUGGAUAAGUCUGUGUGUAAGCAGCCGGGAAUGGAGAAGAUUGAUAGUGGUGGAAGUGAGACCGAGACAGCGGUCUCUGCUCCAGCAUAUAGUUUGGCUGUUUCCUAAGACUGUUAUUGUAAUCUCUACUGCAGUAUAUAAUUUGGUUGUUUCAAAUGUAAUUGUACAAAUGAACGCAAUCAUAAAUACAAUUUACGUUUGAAGUCUGGAACGCAUUGACACCAAAUGUUGGGUCUGCUCUUUUUUGAUGCUUUGCCAGGCCUACUUGGGCUCUUUAAUUAGAUUGUUAUCUUCAUCUCUGCUCAAGCUAUUCAUUUCGCUGUUUACUAAGAUUAUCUUGUAUCGUUCCAGUAAGGAGACUUGAAUGUUGUGCAGUUUUUUAUGUUCCUUCUUUGGAUUAAAGCAUGUGAGUAUUUAACUGAGGGCUUGUUGAUUAGAGGUUUCAGAUGUGUGUUACAGGAAUAAAAAAAAAGUAUGCUUACAGAGCAGGCAAUGUUCUGUUGUUUCUGUUUUAUGACCAGUGUCAGUCUACAGUGUGUUUCCAAAAUGAAGUACAUGUAUGAUUUUUAUGAAAUGAUUUCUGAUGCCAUGUGUUUAAAUUAUAUAGUAAUUUGAA